Engraulis encrasicolus (European anchovy) is the source of this 3856-nucleotide messenger RNA. RefSeq names its product frizzled-7-A-like. Gene Ontology annotation, biological process: non-canonical Wnt signaling pathway; canonical Wnt signaling pathway. Gene Ontology annotation, cellular component: plasma membrane. The record is from RefSeq and is a predicted model, not a curated record. The transcript has a single exon. Gene Ontology annotation, molecular function: Wnt receptor activity; Wnt-protein binding. NCBI's taxonomy places the organism in Eukaryota, Metazoa, Chordata, Actinopteri, Clupeiformes, Engraulidae. The coding region runs from base 737 to 2410 and encodes 557 amino acids.
UGAGCACGGUUCAUGAAUCUGAAUGAGGGGUGUCUUGAAACCAGCAGCACAUUAUUGUCUGCGCCGUGAUUUAGAUCAAACCCCGUAGUGUGCGGACUACGCGUCGAACGUGCAGCAGCAGCUGGAUUUUAUAGCGGAUAGAGGAUAAUUUUGUUAUUUUCACAAAAGUUUACUGUAUGUAACCGUCACACGCGAGGCAAUCGGAGUGAAUCCGUUACAAGCCAAGGGCACCACGGGAACAGCUGCACACCCGGGAUGUGGAUGACCCACUGGAAAACUUGGAAAGAGUUUUUUGUUGAACGGAUUUCGGAAUACUUCUUGGAAAGGAUUACAUUCUGUUAAAACACACUACUAUUGGAUUUAUUUUCCUUUUUAUGCCGUUCACCACAGUUUUGUUGGGGCUCUAGUUGCAAACGAAGGGAAGCUUGCACAGAGCAUUCGUUUAAUUUUCCAACCCGCAAAUAGAUUUUCCCUGAACGUUCCGUUUGAGUAACAUGCGCGUGUGGAUACCACGAGCUGCCUUCCGUCGUGUUGCUUGAGAAGCGCAGCGCGAGCACGCCAGGACUGCUGAAGAAUUUUAAUCUUAAUUGAUCAAAAACGCCGCGGAAAGUUUAUUUUCGACUCUCUUCUCUUGUCUCGACAUCUGAACGGCUCUUUUAUACCCACGCUUGGUUUCAGGAGCAACUGGUCUCCCAACAAAGUGAGAACUUCAAUUUACCUUUUUUCAUUAUCGAACAUGGCGGUAUCGAAUGACUGGAUACACGCCAAUGGACUAGUCGUUGCCCUGAUUUUCUUAUUUUCCCACUCGUGCUGUGGACAGUAUCAUGGCGAAAAGGGCAUUUCGAUCCCCGAGCACGGCUUCUGCCAGCCCAUUUCCAUCCCCCUCUGCACGGACAUCGCUUACAACCAAACCAUCAUGCCGAACCUCUUGGGCCACACGAACCAGGAGGACGCGGGGCUAGAGGUGCACCAGUUCUACCCGCUGGUCAAAGUGCAGUGUUCCGUGGACCUCAAAUUUUUCCUGUGCUCCAUGUAUGCCCCUGUGUGUACCGUGCUGGAGCAGGCUAUUCCGCCGUGUCGCUCGCUGUGUGACCGCGCCAGGCAGGGUUGCGAGGCGCUCAUGAACAAGUUCGGGUUCCAGUGGCCCGAGCGGCUGCGCUGCGAGAAUUUCCCCGUCCACGGCGCCGGGGAGAUCUGCGUGGGGCAGAAUAUCUCCGACCCAGCCGGGCCCACAUCGGAGCCCACGCCCCGACUACAACCGGAGCUGAUCACCUUGCCGAGCGUGGUGCGCUCCAGCCCCCACCAGUUCUCCUGCCCGCUGCAGCUGCAGGCGCCGCCGUACCUCAACUACUACUUCAUGGGCGUGAAGGACUGUGGGGCUCCGUGCGAGCCCAACAAGGCCAACGGCCUCAUGUACUUCAGAGAGGAGGAGGUGAAGUUUGGUCGACUGUGGGUGGGCAUCUGGUCCAUCCUGUGCUGCGUCAGCACGCUCUUCACGGUGCUCACGUACCUGGUGGACAUGAGACGGUUCCGUUACCCGGAGCGCUGUAUCAUCUUCCUCUCCGGAUGCUACUUCAUGGUGGCCGUGGCCUACGCUGCGGGCUUCUUCCUCGAGGACAAGGUGGUGUGCAUCGACAAAUUCCACGAGGACAGCUAUCGGACGGUGGCCCAGGGCACCAAGAAGGAGGGCUGCACCAUCCUCUUCAUGAUCCUCUACUUCUUCGGCAUGGCCAGCUCCAUCUGGUGGGUCUUGCUCAGCCUCACCUGGUUCCUCUCGGCCGGCAUGAAGUGGGGCCACGAAGCCAUCGAGGCCAACUCGCAGUACUUCCACCUGGCCGCGUGGGCCGUGCCCGCCGUCAAGACCAUCACCAUCCUCGCCAUGGGCCAGGUGGACGGCGACAUACUCACCGGUGUGUGCUACGUGGGCAUCUACAACGUGGACGCGCUGCGCGGGUUCGUGCUGGCGCCCCUCUUCGUCUACCUCUUCAUCGGCACGUCUUUCUUACUGGCAGGCUUCGUCUCGCUGUUCCGCAUCCGCACUAUCAUGAAGCACGACGGCACCAAGACGGAGAAGCUGGAGAAGCUGAUGGUGCGCAUCGGGGUCUUCAGCGUGCUCUACACAGUGCCCGCCACCAUCGUCAUCGCCUGCUACUUCUACGAGCAGGCCUUCCGCCCACAGUGGGAGAAGACCUGGCACAUGCAGACAUGCAAGCGCUUCGCCGUGCCGUGCCCCGUGCACAACUUCGCGCCCAUGACCCCGGAUUUUACCGUGUUCAUGAUCAAAUACCUCAUGACGAUGAUCGUGGGCAUCACCUCCGGGUUCUGGAUAUGGUCCGGGAAAACGCUCCAGUCCUGGCGUCGUUUUUACAAAAGACUGAGCAAUAGUAGCCAGGGGGAGACCACAGUAUGAGCCCCACGACACACACACGUCGCCUUCAUACAGGCUGCAUCCCUCCUGAAAGUUACCUCGGAGCCAUAUGCCUACACAACACGCUUUGCAAUGUAAAUUCAACAAAUGGGCAGUCUAAUUUAACACUCGUGAUGUUGAGUAAUCUGCCUCAGUGUUGGAUUAACACUGCACUGUCUGCUGUGUGUUAGUCCUGGAUCCCCUUGGUCUGAGUUGGAGACAUAGUAGGCCAACAGGACACUAGCCAACCCCAUGGCACGAAUACUUCACACACAUAAGGGAUCAGCACCACACAUACAACCUCAGCUGGCGUAGCUCCGUGCGAGUUUCAUUUAAAGGAAUUAAUGAAUGAACGAACGGCUAUGGACACUCGAAAGCGUGCCAGGCUGUUUGGUUUUUCUGUUCUUUGUUAUUAUAAUUUGUUAAGCCUUCUGAACGCAAUACCAGAAGAACCUUCAUUGUUAUUCAAGCCUGUCUUAAAUAUUUGAUAUAUAACGUUUAUAUUCUUAAAGCAGAACGGUAUAUUUUGACUUUGUAUCAUGACACGUUUUACAGGGGUUGUCUGUGUUUAAAAAAUAGACAAAUGCAUUUCAUUGCGCUCUGCUAGGGCGAGGGCCAUGCCAUGCGCAAUGCACACAGACGGUUCAACAGUAUGUGUGAUUUUUAGCCCAGAAAACAGAAUGUUUGCCUUAUACGUCCUUCUUGUUUAGUUGGCAAAAUUGCUCAAGUUUCGCAGUGACCCUCUGACAAUCAUGCAUACCUCCCUGGAGAGGGGGGAUGGCACAGCAAAACAGCGUCCACAACCCCCUAUAGGCCUAGUGGUAGGCUAUCAUGCAUGUAUACAGCUGUGAGACUAUGCAAGCUACUUUUUAAAGACAACAAUAUUGUAAAUACUCACAUUUUUUCCUCAAAAGAAUAUAUGUAUUUAUGAAAAUAAUCUUGCUGUUUUUUACUUGAUUUUCAAAAAUGCGGUAAGAUACCAUUUGUAUAUGUACAGUGUCACUGAAUAAAAAAAAACUUAGAUUUUUAAACAGCCUUUCUGAAAGCUUUGUUUCCUCCUCUCUGGCUCACCGUAGCUGAGCUCUCCAUUUGCCCCGGACCAUAUGUUAGUAAUUUAACGCGCUAAAUUGCACCAGGUUCGCUCAGCAAAUGGAGCCGAGACAAGGGGGUUACUCUGGGACAUUUGGCCUCAGCCGAAUUCCCUCAAGAUCAGAGACAGACUAUGACUCCAUGGGGCCCUGGGCCAGACAGCAAGAAAGGACCCCCUCCAUGGGUGUUGCUACUCUAUAAAAAAUGUUCAUGGUUUCAGGCCAGAUGUUAGAGACCUUAUCUUGUUGGGAGUUUUGGGGUAUGUCCACGUGGACAAUUUGAAAAUAGAGUUGUGAGAAGUGUGACUUAAACGCAAUAUGAACAAGGAAAUAUAGAGGCGUGGGCUUCAGUGCCCCCUUG